Messenger RNA from Oenanthe melanoleuca, 4127 nucleotides. RefSeq names its product ribonuclease P and MRP subunit p25 (gene RPP25). The record is from RefSeq and is a predicted model, not a curated record. Gene Ontology annotation, molecular function: RNA binding. Bases 1183 to 1806 code for a protein of 207 amino acids. Gene Ontology annotation, cellular component: ribonuclease MRP complex. The transcript has a single exon. Lineage: Eukaryota; Metazoa; Chordata; Aves; Passeriformes; Muscicapidae. Gene Ontology annotation, biological process: tRNA 5'-leader removal.
GGGCCAGCCUGGGGCAGGGACGUCGCCUCUGUCCCGGGAAGGGAUUGGGGGCAGGAAGGGGACAUCUCCUGGCCUGCAACAGGGAUUUUUCUGGGAUUUGUUGUCAGUACAUGUGAUGGUGAGCCCACAGUGGGCAGCCCCACGUUGGGCAUGUGGAGAUGAAUGAGGGACAGGGACGGGGAGAGGGAGGGAUGGGGAAGGAGGAGGAGCGGGGGAGAGAGAGAAAUUGCCCGUGAAAACCAGCUCUGCCACGGCAUCUGCUCCUCGGAGCUUUGGGAAUUGGGAGGUUUUCCUGCCGGCAGAGCCGGGGCAGAGGAUGCGGGGUGCUGGGGGGAGCAGAGCCCUGGCACACUCGAUGCAGGCUCGCCUGCGAUGCCAUCUGCCAGGCUUUCUCCUGGCUGCGGGUUCCAGCGGCUAAAAACGGUCGAGCUCAGACUCCAAAGUACUUCCCGAAGUACCUGCUGCCUCUUUGUGCCAUCCCUGGCCGCAGCGUGGCUGGGAUUCCGCAUCCCGCUGGGAAUGCUGCAGGGCAGACAGGCAGGGUGACAUUUGCAGUUAGCAGUGGGUGUCCUUGAGAGGAGCGAGCGCCGAGAGAAGGGACCAGGUUCUCUUUAAGGGGGCAGGACUUUGGGAACAUUAUGAAAGCAAGAGUGAGCUUCUCCCUCUGCCUUCCACCCUCCCCUCCUUCCCUUCUCUGCUCCGGGACAGAGACCUGGGUUCUCUGCGCUCCCCUUUGCCUGGCAGGGAUGAAGGCAGGAGCUGGGUGCUGGGAUGGGCGGCUGAGCAGGAGAGGAGGAGGAGGGGAGGAAGGGGAGGGAGAGGGGGAGGAUCUGCUAAUUACACGGAACAGCUCUGGGGGCUGCUGAAGUCCAGAAUGAAGCAAAGAGCAGCAGAAGCGAGUGCUGCAGUGGGAGCGGAGGAGCCCAAGCAUCAACGAGAGCUGGAGCCGGCUGUUAUCCCUGCUGGGAGCAACUGGGAGCACCCAGGGGAUCCUGCAGUCCUGUCUCCCACAGGAAACAGCCUCUGGCACUGCCAUCGAGCCCACUGCCAGCCCCCGGAGAGCCGAGGGGAAGGGGCUGGUGGCUGCAGGACGCAGGGCUGGGCUGGAGGGCAGCGAGGUCAGCCCUGCUAUGGUCGCAGGAGGCUAAGAGCCUGCGUGGAUCCACCGGGAAGAGGUGAAGGAUGGCUGCCGAAGGAGGGAGAGCCAAGCCCCCUGCCCUGUCCAGGAUGGAGAACUUCCGAAAGGUGAGGACCUCGGAGGAGGAGAUGCCUUUGCCCUUCCCAGACCUGCCCCCGGACGUGGUGGAGAUGAAAGUGAAGGAGGGCAGCAAGAUCAGGAACCUGAUGAACUUUGCCAUGGCCCAGAUGGAGCUGAAGGGCAGGCGGCAGAUUGUGUUCAGCGGCUGCGGCAGGGCGGUCACCAAAACCAUCACCUGCGUGGAGAUCAUGAAGCGCAAGCUCCAAGGGCUCCACCAGGUCACCAAGGUACGCUACAAAACCGUGCUGGAGGUCUGGGAGAACCAGGAGCCGCCGCCCGACGGCCCCGCACAGAACCUGACCGUCCACAAGAACGUGCCCUCCAUCUGCAUCCUGCUCUCCCGGGACCCCCUGGAUCCCAACCAGGCGGGAUACCAGCCCCCGGAGCGCCGGCACGAGGCGGGAGAAGACACAGCGGGAUCCUCCCCCAAGGGGCUGAAGCGGCCGCUGCCGCCUCCCUGCGAGGAGCUGCUGCCCAAGAAGCUGCAGGUACAGGUGGCUGACAGCCCCAGGGGCUCGGGGAGCACCGCUGGCCAGCUGGACCACUGACCCAGUGCCUCCCAUCCCACCAGCCAGCUAUCGAGGCAGGAAUGUCCACUCAUUCUGGGUCACUGAUGGGCUGCAGGCUCCCCCUGACCUGUCCCCACUUGCUGCUCCUUGACCCCUGUGGAUGAGGAUCCCCAGAUUUGGCAUGAGGGUUAAAUGGUUAAACCCAGCAUCCCUCAGUUAUGGAUUGAAGGAGGUGAGGAUGUGGGGGGGGGGGGAGCUGGUGACCUCUAAUUCAGCCACCCAGGGACACUGUGACCACCAGCCACAUCCUGCAGCAACUGCCACGGAGCCUGGACCAUCACCACUGCUCCCCACUGCAACACCUCAUCCAUCAGGAGAGAUGGGUUUGCCCCAAGCUUGUUGGAAUAAAACCUUCUCUAUCAAACCCGCUGCCGAGGAGCUGUCAGAGUUAUUAAUGCCGGGCUCAGCAUCCUGUGGGGCUGUGAUUCAUCCCAAAAAAACCACCCAAACAAGCACGGGGGUUGUUCCCUCCCUGAGCCCACAGAGCCAAGCACUGCAGUGUGCCUGUGGGACAGCACAAGGAAAUAAAACAACCUGCAUCAGAUACUCUGAUCUGGAGUCACAUCCACGGGAGCUGGAGGCAAUUGAAGCGUUGGGAGGGGGUUAUUGUGACUGGAUGCAGUGCCCAGCACAGGAUGAGAAGGUUUUGGGGUCGUGCCUUGGCUGCAGAGUGCUUUGGAGAAAAAUCCCUGCAACUUCCAGGGGGUAACGAGAAAUGAAUGGAAAAUAAAAGCUCUUUAGAAAUAGUUGAGAUGUGUCUAUGGGAGAAUGGGGGGAUCAUCUUGGCUGCUGGCCAUGGCACAGAUCAGCACAGUGAAGGCUGCUGCCAGCUCAAGGGGAUCAAGCCAAACCCUUGGAAGAAUGGGACUGGGGUCUCCUGUGGUGGCAUAGCAGCACCUGGCAAAGCCCCAGUUCCAGUGAGGAGAGGGGAGAUUUCGGGGAUGAGUUAUGGGAUGCCAAGCUCUGAUCCACCUGGCUCCCAGCGCCCGGGGCACUGCGGGAUGAAUUCAUCGGUAUUAAGGAGCAAACCCUUCCCAAAAUCCACGUGUGAGGGAUUCUCUGGCUGCAGCUGCCUUAUCUCCCUGCCUCACUCCCGCUCUACAGGGACACUCAGCAUCCCCUCUUUGUCAAAGGCUUGCUUGGCUGAGAGAGGGAUGAAAGGAGAAGAGGAGGAAGAGAAAGAAGCAGGGUCUGUUUUGUGAGGCAGUGACCUUGUUAUCUCUCUCAGCAGGCAGCUGCUCCUCGGGCCAGAGGCUUGUGCUUAUCUGCCCUGCUGCAGAUUGAUUCCCUUCACUUGAACAUUAAUUUCCAACUGUUCUUUUAUGUUAAUGAUCUUUUUCUUGUGGGUUUGGGGCUGGGAAAGCUUUGGGCUCUGUCCUAUCCAGCUCUUUCCAGUUCCUUUCUCUAGUGCAGACCCGAUUCAGGAUGAACCCUCCACCCCACACGGGAACACCGGGUACAGGCACCUACCCCCAAUAUAUUAAAAAUCACUAAUAAAAUUAAUUAAUAAACGUGUACUUAAUAAAUCCCUCUGUAAACAUUCUGAUCAGAGCUUGAAGACUGUGGGAGCCACACAAUUGAACACUAACAGCCUUUCACUUCCACUGUUGCCACCACACAUCUCUCUGAGCAAGGAAAAAAAGAAUAAAAAUCACUUAUCUCUCAUUAUUUUGCUAAUUUGCAAGAUCUUUUUAAUUGAUUUCAUAGGCAGGUAGUUUACAAUCACCGAGGCAGCACUGGGGAUUUUACCCUCCUUGCUUUGCUGGCUGUGGACUAAAGGCUUCCUGCAUGAGAAAAUAAUAAAAAAUGGCUGUAACAACAAAACAGUAAAACAGGAUGAUGAUAGUGGGGACAUGGUGAGUGGAGUAAUCACGAUGGUUUUGUGCAGCACUGCUGAGGCACAGCCCCAGGGACGAGUUUUGGUGCGAUGGUGGCUGAGGGCAGCAGCCACGGUGUGGGGACAGGGACACUGAGAGAGAACUGGGGAGAUGGAGGAGGCAACAGCUGAGCCGGUCUGAGCCCAUUCCCCCACAGGGACCGAGUGGGGAGGGUGCCCAUGGACAGGGAGGCUGUACUGGAGCUGGUGGGCUUGGCUAAACGGGGCAGGAGCGGCUCGAACCCAUUCAGACCAAACCUGAACCCCUCCAAACUGAACUUGAACUCUCCAAACUGAGCCUGAACCCUCCAAACCGAGCCUGGACCCCUCCAAACCGAGCCUGAACCCCUCCAAACCGAGCCUGAACCCCUCCAAACAGAACCUGAACCCCUCCAAACCGAGCCUGAACCCUCCAAACAGAACC